GAGAGAAGUCCGAAUGACUCUGCGCGGUCGUUGGCCUUUUUCAUAAGGAAGCCGUCUUCUUCUCGUCAUCCAGUUUCCAUUGCCGUGUUGUCUUUAGAAAAGUAUCACAGGUCUUUCAUAUUGUGUACUACCUAUAACUAUAAAGUCACAGCUCACUUCCACCUACCCAACCGAGACAAAGGAUCUGCUCCCGGCUUUUAUCGCUAUCGCUCUGAAUAGUCAUCUAUCUUGACUGAAACGCUCCCGCGCAUCGAGACCUCUCAGCUUCUCAACUCAACCCCCACCGCCGUUGCAAGCUCGGCCCUGAACAGCAGAGACCUAGAAGAGAAAGAAGAAGAACAAGAAAAAGAAAAAGAAGAAACCCGAUACACUUGUCGCUUGCUUUCUAGAAACACCGGUAAACAUCUCCAGUACGUGCACCAUAUACAAAGCCGACAGCUCGAGUCCAUGCCCUACAUGAGUGCCUCAAUUCAAUUCCUGGUGGGCUUCUUUCCUCGAUGCGACUGCGGCUUCAACGUCCCCCGCGAGCCAAUCUUGCUAACAACUGGUUUACCGUGUCUCCAGGACUGCCGGUUGAGCUUGAUCCACAUACCGCUGCAGCUAUAUCCGCACUUCGUCCAAGCAAUACUAUCACUCAUCCUUCCGGAAUCGUAUCGAAAAGAGGACGGAAAUGCUUCGGAGCCACGGGACCCGAAGCCGGAUGAGGCGGAGGAGGAUGAGGACUUCUUCGAGUCCUCGGUAGCGACCGAUUUCGUCAACAUAUCGGUGACUCCGGUCGAGUGCUCGAUAGUCUGCUCGAAAGAAGCGGCGACCAGGUUCUUUGUUCCGGUGAUCGACAAGCUCGAUCCCAGCCUACGAGGCGAGGUUUCGAUCUCUACCGAGGAGUUUAUAGCCAUCCAGGUGGACGGCGAAGGCCUCGAUGCGGGACAGAGAGUGCUGGAUCUAACCAGUCCAUUGGCGUUGGCCAGAGUAUCGAUUUUCUUCAUCACCACUUACUUCUCCGACUACAUUCUCGUACCGGCGAAGAGCCGCAGCAGCGUCACAAAAGCUCUACAACAGCGAGGAUUCGUCUUCGAGAAGUACUCGGACUCCUUCGUGACGCUGAGCCACCACCGCCAUUCGUCGUCCACAUCGUCGACGCAAUCCCUAUCUCCGCCGACAACACUCGCAGACCUCGAGAACACGACCUUCAGCACCCUGCGAAAACAGAACGUCGUGCCGAUGGUCAACAAGACCUGCAAGCUGAUCCUAUGCGCGGGGCGUCGAGGCGGGGGCUCUGGCUGGCGAGGGAUCGGCGGCCACGACGCCGCGCUGAAACUCGGGCUGGUGCGGUGCCUAGUCGCGCAGCCGCGAUUCAUGAGCGUGACCCUGACGGAUCUGGAGCCGGUGUCGCUGUUGCUGCAGAAGGACAUGCUGUGCAUGUUCGACGCGGACGCGGACAUCCUCCUCGGCAGCAAGGACGAUGUGCUCAUCCCCAUCGUCCUCGACCUGUGCGGUCUCCCUGUAGACUCCACCGGCAUCGUGUGCGGCGUCGCUGGGAGACUCGUCGGCGGCACGAAGGGCGGCGUCGCGAAUGGAAAUGGCGCCGUCGAGAUGAGCUACCUCAGCACUGCUAGGGCGGGCACAGUCAUGGUCGCCGAGGCGGAUAUCGCUAGAGCUGUGGCCGCGCUGAACAUGUAGUGCAUGUGCGGGACUUGUUAGGCUCGGCCCCCCCCCACUAUUUCUUUUUUAAAAGAUG
Molecule: messenger RNA, 1738 nt
Organism: Tricharina praecox
Lineage: Eukaryota; Fungi; Ascomycota; Pezizomycetes; Pezizales; Pyronemataceae
Exons: 2
Coding region: 448-1680 (410 amino acids)
Biological process (GO): regulation of intracellular signal transduction; cellular response to L-arginine
Cellular component (GO): cytosol
Source: RefSeq, a predicted model, not a curated record